Messenger RNA from Punica granatum (pomegranate), 1650 nucleotides. NCBI's taxonomy places the organism in Eukaryota, Viridiplantae, Streptophyta, Magnoliopsida, Myrtales, Lythraceae. The record is from RefSeq and is a predicted model, not a curated record.
GAUCGAUUCACCAACCUCGCUUUCGCUUCGCUUCGCCUCGCCUGCCUUUGCCUCCUCCCAUCGGCGGAGUCUCCCACGCUUCCUUUCCUUCUCUCUCUCUCUCUCUCCUUUUCUGUCUCGCUGUCUGUGUCGGAGCUCUGAGUGUGUAUUCGUCGUCAGAUCUCGAAGAUGCAGAGCUCGGCCUUCGCUCUCUCCCCUUCCCUCCCCUCCUUCCACAGGUCCCCCUCCCUCAGGACCCGUCUCACUUGCCGCGCCCUCGCCCCCGCAUUCAAGUUCGAUCCCAUCCGCAUCUCCGCCUCCUCCAAGCUGCCCUCCAGCUCCGAUGCCGUCUCCGGCCUCUCCGGCUCCGCUCUCCCCUGCCGCUCCUGGUCCCUGUCCUCUUCCAAGCUCAGGCCUUGGAGCGGCGUCCAGCAUUUCGGCUCCGAUCCGCAGCCGGACCGUUUCGAGGUCAGAGCUGCCUCGGUGCCUGAAACGGCUGGCGAGGGUGAGAAGUCGGGCAGCUUGAUGAAGACGUUGCAGCUCGGGAUGUUGUUUGGCCUCUGGUAUCUCUUCAAUAUCUACUUCAACAUCUACAACAAGCAGGUUUUGAAGGCCUUCCAUUAUCCAGCAACUGUUACUUUGGUUCAGUUUGCAGUAGGUUCAGUGCUUGUCCUCUUCAUGUGGAUUACCAAUCUCUACAAAAGACCGAAAGUCAGCAGGUCCCAGCUGAUGGCAAUUGUGCCACUAGCGGUGGUGCACACUUUAGGUAACCUUUUCACCAACAUGAGUCUCGGGAAAGUGGCUGUUUCAUUCACUCACACGAUCAAGGCUAUGGAGCCCUUCUUCUCUGUUGUUCUGUCUGUAAUGUUCCUAGGGGAGAUGCCCACUCCCUGGGUCGUCGGUUCCCUUAUUCCGAUUGUUGGAGGAGUUGCUCUAGCAUCAGUCACAGAGGCCUCUUUUAACUGGGCUGGAUUCUGGAGUGCCAUGGCUUCAAAUCUGUCAAAUCAAUCCCGUAAUGUUCUCAGCAAAAAAGUCAUGGUUAAUAAAGAGGAAUCCAUUGACAACAUAACUCUAUUCUCUAUAAUAACUAUGAUGUCCUUCAUUCUUCUGUUCCCUGUGACCUGCUAUCUGGAAGGUGUCAAGUUUUCUCCAGCAUACUUCAAGUUAGCUGCGGAGCAAGGUAUGAAUGUCAAACAAGUAUUGACCAGGUCCUUAGUUGCGGCGCUGUGCUUCCAUGCUUAUCAGCAGGUCUCUUACAUGAUAUUACAGAGAGUAUCUCCUGUCACUCACUCUGUUGGUAACUGCGUGAAGCGGGUUGUGGUGAUUGUCAGCUCCGUUAUCUUCUUCCAGACACCCGUUUCCCCCAUCAACUCUCUCGGUACUGGCAUUGCCCUCGCUGGAGUGUUCUUGUACUCGAGGGUGAAACGUAUUAAGACGAAGCCGAAGACAGCUUAAGAGUUCUCAUGGAGAAAUUUUUUUCGGGUAGAUUGUGAUAUUAGAUGUUAUAUUCAUCCCAAAAAUCAAGACACGUUAAUGCCUUAGGCCUAGUGAGCUCAUUAGUUCUUCACUUAUCGCAUUCUUAUCCAUCAUUGCAAUGUUACAUUCCCUGAACCAUUUUGUUCGUCUAUGGUUGCUAAACAAAUUUUAUCAAUAUGCGUCCAUUGUCAUUAA